Molecule: messenger RNA, 546 nt
Organism: Hydatigera taeniaeformis
Lineage: Eukaryota; Metazoa; Platyhelminthes; Cestoda; Cyclophyllidea; Taeniidae
Source: the annotation of a GenBank genome assembly
AUGGGAGAAGGCGAAACAGCAGACUCGAACCGAGGUGACUUCCUUGAAUGGUGUACCCACACUGCUGUUAUGGAUGGGGUAUUGUCAAGCCUUAAAAGAGACAUAGCCAAGACCUCGGAGAAUGGCUCGACGGAAGCAAGAGCGCCUGACAGUCUUGCUGAAAGGAUAAAUUCCAUCCAGGUGGAGUCGUCUAAUCUGAAACGUCACCUCCUCCUUUUCACCUAUCCUACCGAUAUCCGACAUUCCAUUCAACGAUGUCGUGAGGCCACAAGGGAACACGACGUUGCAGCCAUCAAUCUGGAAAUUGUCUCUUUAACCAGUGAACACGUAGAAGGAUUAACCAAGAAGUGUGAAGACUUGGUAAAACGUAUUCAAGAAGGCCAAAAUUUGAUUGAACAGUUGCAAAAAAAGGUUUCAGGUGUCAGUCCACCACCUGAACUACACAACGCUAACGCAGAGUUGUUAGAGGAGUUGAAAGACCUCUAUGAGAAGAACACUAAGAUACUUGACCAUGUAAGCAGAUUUGUUCCGUAUUUGACCGCUUAA